Molecule: messenger RNA, 1029 nt
Organism: Staurois parvus
Lineage: Eukaryota; Metazoa; Chordata; Amphibia; Anura; Ranidae
Source: the annotation of a GenBank genome assembly
CAGUCUUACUGGAUUGCUACUAUCAUCACUACCUGUGGCAAACUUCUGCUGCUCCGGUAUGAUGGUUGCGGGGAAGAUCGUUCUGCGGACUUCUGGUGCGACAUUGUGACCUCUGACCUUCAUUCCAUUGGCUGGGCUGAGCAGAACAAAAUGAUCCUCAAACCACCAGACCUUGUAAGAGACAAGCUUCAGAACUGGGAAGAAUUUCUUGUUCAGACAUUGAAUGGUGCUUGCAGUGCUCCUGCUCACCUACUAGACGGACCACACCGAGGUAAAGACCCAUUAGACCUGUUUGAACCAAGUUCCUUGCUGGAGCUUCAGCAUUCCCAGGGAUCACUGGGUGCAUGGCCAGUCAGAGUGCUGGACAACAUAGGUGGGAGACUUCAACUUCAGUAUGAAGGGGCCCCUGACUGGCCGAGUUUGCAGUAUUACUACCUACAUCCUUCCCUGCAUCAAAUGGGAUGGGCUGCUCAGAAUGGCUAUGAGAUAAAGCCUCCUCAAGAAAUAUUGCACCUAAAAACUGAAGAAGAGUGGAGAGAAAUAUUGACCAAGUGCAAUGAAGAAACUGGAGAUUUUGUACUUGCAGACUUCUUCCAGGAGCAACCUCAGAUAAAGAAUCACUCAUUCACAUCUGGCAUGAAACUCGAGGCAAUAAAUCCUAAAGACCCUUCUUGUAUUGUUCCUGCAACAGUCACUAAGGUUUUUAAUGAGCAGUAUUUCCUUGUUGAGCUGGAUGAUCUUCGGUCUCAGGACUCUACUAGUCACCAGUCUAUGAUCUGCCAUAAGAGCUGCUCAGGAAUUAUUCCUGCCCGUUGGAGUCAGAAGAUGGCCUUAUCUGUCCGCUCACCUUUAGGAUACUCGGAACAGGCUUUUGACUGGGAUGAAUAUCUGACUCAUUGCAAUGCUCAUGCUGCUCCUGACAGUUGCUUCCCUGAGCCCCAGAGUGAUCAUGUCUUUCAAGAGAGGAUGAAGCUAGAGGCAGUCAAUCCCUUCAAUCCCCAGGAUGUCUGUGUAGCUACCAUAACCAAG